CUUCCUUUCUUCUUCCUCUUCCUCCUCACUUCCUCUCUCUUUCCCUUCUCCCCGUCAACUCCACCCAUCUGCAUCUGCAUCGACAUCACCAACCCCUUUUGUUUUGUUCUGUUUUGUUUUAUCUCUCAGAUUCAGUUUUCUAUGAUUCAUCUCGAUCGGCACAUCCUCUUCAAGUGAUUGCUGCACCAGAAGGAUGCCCACCAGUUCGAUCAUUCUGGAUUCGCCCAUUCCUCCUCAUCUCGAUCUGGCCGGGGCGCCUUCGCAGCUCUUCCAAGUCCCUCCCUCGCCGUCAGCUUCAUCGGCGCUGUAUCGCUCUAUCGCCGUCCCGCCUCGCAAGAGGGCUCGUCCCAACCUCGACCAACGCUCUUCUUGGCUGCAAAUCGAUGGCGCCUCUAGCCCUACUGUCCCGUCGCUGAUCGGCCCCGACGACCUCCCGCACGGCGCCGAUGGUAUCGUCGACCUCGACUAUCGACCCAGCCGGUAUCGCGAGCCGGCCCAUCCAUUCCCUCUCGAUGCCAGCAUCGACUCUCUCAGCGAGGCCGGCGGUCUUCGUCGCAAACGCAGUCGACGGGACCCUUCCCUGAUCGCUGCCUCUCCCACCGGCCCGGAUGAAAAGGGUAUUCCUCCGAACGUCACACCGGACCCCUCCGAUGCCGCACCCGUCCGCUGGAGCAAGGCUGUCCUAGGCGUGGUCGGAAAGGUGUGGGAUUUCUGCUGGUCCGGAGCGUUUCGGGGGUUCUACGCCGGCGGCGGUCGCGGAUACAACAUGAGCAGCGAGGAGGAUGCUCUCUCGCCCUCGUUCCCCUCCCCGGCCAGCGAGAAAGAAUCCCUGCCGGCCACUCCCACCGCCCACCUCCGUCAGCGUCAGCGUCAGCGGGGACCAUCCACCCCUCGCCCCGGCGAGUAUCCCGACGAGGAUGAUCUACAGCGCAGCUGGGUGAUGGUUUCAGCCGGCAAGUCGUCCAGCCCGUCGUCCUCGCUCGCCACCAAUCGCAGCACCACUCCCCGGCGGGGAACCCGCCGGGCGACAACCGCCGCCCACCACGCCUCACGUCGGGGCCGCCCCCACAACAAGCGGGUGCUGACGUCGCAUGCGCCGUCGCUGCCGAGUCAACCCUACUUUUCCUCGCCGGCCAUGCCGCGAGAGAGUCCAGUGUCUGUGGACACGCAGCGUCAUAUGGCGGAGAUGCGUCGCAUGGAACGCGAGGGGAAUGCCAGCAUGCGGAGGAUGGAGAAGAAGCUCGAGGCGCUGAUCCGCGAGGGUACCCAGGCGCUGGCUACACGCGUGGAGGUAACCGACUUGGACAUGGAAGAUUAAGGCCCUCUUCUUGGAUGACACACAAACUGAUACCCUUCCUUCUUUUGUUGUUAUUUGGACUCUUGCUUUUUGUUGUUAUACGACCUCGUCACGCUCUUUACGAUUCGACACGACAGCGAUGGAAAUUCGGUUGAUGAUUGCAUGACUAAAACGAGUGCUUUUUUUUGACACCAGAGGUCAGGCUCGAAGCAAACUGAUUCUCUGUGUGUAUGAGACGGCCUACUUUUACAAGAACCAUAUUCUUAUCUCACGAAUAGUUCCCUGAACAAACCUUACGAAUGACAUGUCUACUUUGCUGCUCGC
Aspergillus brunneoviolaceus CBS 621.78 is the source of this 1621-nucleotide messenger RNA. RefSeq lists its product as uncharacterized. The transcript has a single exon. The record is from RefSeq and is a predicted model, not a curated record. NCBI's taxonomy places the organism in Eukaryota, Fungi, Ascomycota, Eurotiomycetes, Eurotiales, Aspergillaceae. Bases 194 to 1318 code for a protein of 374 amino acids.